GCUCGGAACUCUGCAAGUACCAGACGUGGUCAUCUCAUAUUCUAAUCUGUUCAAACAUUGCCGGCUGAGGCUGAGGCUGAGGCUGAAGCUCAAUCCGAUCCCAAAACAUACAAAUUGGGUGGUCGGUGUUUCUUUCUCUUUUCUUCCAGAACUACUUUGUUUCCAAACAAACAAAUUCCGGGGAAAAAAAAGUCCAUACUUCCAAGUCUCCCAGAAUCCUCACGCGUGGUCAUAGAAAAUUCAAUGUUGGAUCAAGGAAUUCAAAACCUGCAAAAUCGACAUUACCUUACCAGGAGGACACGUUGAAAGAAGAGAACCUCAAAAUUUCUCCCAGUUUUUUAUUUAGGUCCUGGAUUAUCCUACUAACAUUUGAUUCUCGAUUGCUUCAAAAUCUCUGCUGCAUGAAUAAAGAGAAUCGUCUUGUAGAAGAUUUUGUUAUUGUGCACUGGAAAAAGUAACUUAUUUGGGUGUAAGACCGGGGGAAAAAAAUCAUAUAAAGGAUCUCGUGCAUUAGUUUUAAAAUUUUGUGAGAAUAUUGGUGGAUUGACCAAAUGAAUGUGGUGGGCAAAGUUGGGAGCCUUAUAUCACAAGGUGUGUACUCUGUCGCCACCCCAUUUCAUCCCUUUGGUGGGGCUGUUGAUGUGAUUGUGGUUCAGCAACAGGAUGGGACUUUUCGAAGCACCCCAUGGUACGUCAGGUUUGGUAAAUUUCAGGGUGUUCUCAAGGGAGCUGAGAAGAUUGUUCGUAUAAAUGUAAAUGGCGUUGAAGCCAAUUUUCAUAUGUAUCUCGAUAAUUCUGGUGAAGCAUAUUUCAUAAGGGAGGGUGAUACCGCUAAAGAAGGCGAGACAAAUGGGAUUCUUAAGAAUUCUAAUACUGGGAAUGCUAGACUCGAGGAUGGUAGAAUUGAUGACGGAACCAAUGAAAAUGGUGGUCAGAACACUAUUGAUACUGGCAGGCUUGAACAUAGUGUUUCUGAUUCUGGGGUGGCUCAACUGCGAAAUGAAAUUGAUUCCUUAAGUGCAGACCGAAUAGAAAGGUCAGAAUCUGAUGGAGACAGGAGGCAUUACGAAUUCCAAGAUGACCAGUCCUCUUUGGAGGGUUCAGUGGAGUUAUCAGAAUAUGAAUCUAACCGAUAUGAGAGUUUUGACGGUGAGUCUUAUGGGGAGCCACAGGGUUCCGAUUCAGAAGUUAUCCUGGUGAGUGUGGAUGGUCAUGUACUGACAGCCCCCAUUUUGUCAUCAGAACAAAAUACUGAGAAUGUACAGCUAAGCACACCUCAAUUUCAUCUUGGGCCAGGAGAGGGGACUGACUUUUGUGAAGACAGUGAGGAGCUAAAUCCUAGUGAUAAUCCAUGGGAUGCUAAUUAUACCAGUGAGAUGAAUGCAUCUGCACCAAAUGUCUUAUCGGAUAAUCUUUGCGGCAUUAAUAGUGACAUAAAUCUGCAGGGUCACCAACACCUGGAAGUUUAUGAAAGCGAGGUAGAACAUGUCUGUAAUAACCAAGGAACUCAGGACACCCCUAAACUGGAAGGAGAUUUUCACAUGAAUAGUGACUUAGAAGAUGCAUCUGCUAUCAUCAAGAGUGAAGAGGUGUUCAGGAGUUGUCUGGAGCUAUCAGAAUUGACCAAACAUGAGGGAAAUACCCAUUUCGAAGAAAUUCCUCAGGAUGUUCAAAAUUCUCCAAAGGAAUCUCCUCAAAGUCUUUCAGCAGUCAAUGGAACUGAAGAUGUUGGUGCUGUUGAAAUCAGAAAUAAUGAUGAAUUAUCUCCACCAUGCAAUUCUGAUUCUUCUAGCAUUGAUAAAGCCCCUUUACAGGUUCAAGUUGAAUUGAUAGGGAAAAAAGAAGAGCAUACCUGGCUUGAGAGCAUACCUGUUCAUUCUGCUGGUAAUGGUACAGAAUGGAAAGAUAAACAAGUUCGUGCCUUGGAAAACGCAAUGGAUGGUAACCUGCGAAGUUCUGAACCUGAAGAUGAAUGCGUUAAAGAUGAGAUAGUGCAACCUCAAACAGCUAUUUCAAGCAGAGUGAUACAAACUAAUUCAAAUUUUGCAGGGUUUGAGAUCUCACUCUGUGGGAAGGAACUCCGGGCUGGAAUGGGCUUCGCCGCUGCUGCUGAAGUUUUUGAUGCACACCAUGUAUCUGUUGAGGAAUUUAAAAAUUCUGCAGCAUCAAUUAUCGAGAAUGAAAAUUUAAUUAUCAGGUUCAGAGAAAUGUACUUGACAUGGGAGAAAGCUGCUCCUGUUAUGCUUGGAAUGGCUGCAUUCAGUAUAGACUUAGCUAUUGAGCACGUAGAAGCGAUUCCUGUGGAACAGGAUGGUACGGGGUUGGGGGAUUGUGAUACUCCAAUUACUCCCACUUCUUCAGGACGUAGAUGGAGGCUUUGGCCUAUUCCAUCUAGGAGGGUGAAAACAAUUGAGCACACAAGCAGUAAUUCAUCUAGCGAGGAGGUAUUUGUUGACUCUGAAUCCGCUUUUCAGAACUCACAAGCAGAAACAGCUGCAUCGUCCCAGGGUGGAAAUGAAUCUCCUCACAAGCAGUUAAUCAGAACAAAUGUUCCCACGAAUGAGCAGAUAGCAUCUUUGAAUCUGAAAGAAGGUCAAAAUAUGAUAACAUUUAGUUUCUCCACUAGGGUUCUUGGAAAGCAACAGGUUGAUGCUCAUAUCUACUUAUGGAAAUGGAACGCACGGAUUGUAAUUUCAGACGUUGAUGGAACAAUUACCAAGUCUGAUGUGCUAGGCCAGUUCAUGCCUCUGGUUGGAAAAGACUGGACGCAAUCCGGUGUAGCUAAGCUUUUCUGUGCAAUAAAGGAGAAUGGUUACCAGCUAUUGUUUCUGAGUGCACGUGCAAUUGUUCAGGCAUAUCUGACCAGGAAUUUUUUAUUCAACCUGAAACAGGAUGGGAAGGCCCUUCCAAAUGGACCUGUUGUUAUUUCACCUGAUGGUCUAUUCCCGUCAUUAUAUCGAGAAGUUAUUAGAAGGGCGCCACAUGAAUUCAAGAUUGCAUGUUUACAGGAUAUCAGAAAACUCUUCCCCUCUGAUUAUAACCCAUUUUAUGCGGGUUUUGGGAACAGAGACACUGAUGAGCUUAGUUACAGGAAAAUUGGGAUUCCUAAAGGCAAAAUAUUCAUUAUAAACCCAAAGGGCGAGGUAGCCAUCAGCCAUCGCAUAGACGUGAAGUCCUACACAUCUUUGCACACUCUUGUCAACGACAUGUUCCCCCCGACUUUGUUGGUUGAGCAGGAAGACUAUAACUCAUGGAAUUACUGGAAAGUGCCAUUGCUGGACAUGGAGUGAAAUUAGCCUAUAGGUGGUGGAAAACGGUUCCCUUGUGCAAUCAGAGAUGGUCCGUGGCUUGAAGCUUCUCACAAAAGUAGCGCUCAAUAUACUUUCCAUUGCCUGCAUUCUGUGCUGGAAUUGAUGCGGAGCUCCUUCAUUUGUUGGUUGUAAACAUGCAUGUUGUACAAGAAGUCUGGGUCUUGGACAAUUGAUGGAGCGCCCCUGCCCAUUGAAUAAUAUAAAAGCUCCCUCACUGCUCAUCGAUAUCAUUGUUUCGGGUUGUACUAAUACAAUGAUACCUUACUGGGAUUAGUUUAGUGCAACUUUGAGCAGUCUUGAAGAUGAUUUUUUAAGAUCGAAAUUCUCAAGACCUCAUGAGUUGAUUAUUCUUGAUCACUGUAGACUUACUGGUGCGCUACAUAAUUAUUCUUUUUCUAAUAGUGGUGUUAGGAUAGCUUACAUAAUUUGUAGAUUUGUUUAGGGGUAUAUUGAGUGUAUUAAAAAAAUCAUAAAUGAAUGAGUGCUAGUCAUUUUUUAUGAA
Tripterygium wilfordii is the source of this 3813-nucleotide messenger RNA. RefSeq names its product phosphatidate phosphatase PAH1-like. Gene Ontology annotation, molecular function: phosphatidate phosphatase activity. The record is from RefSeq and is a predicted model, not a curated record. Bases 552 to 3290 code for a protein of 912 amino acids. Lineage: Eukaryota; Viridiplantae; Streptophyta; Magnoliopsida; Celastrales; Celastraceae. The transcript has 11 exons.